AUGCAAAGCUCCGUCACUCGAAGUCCAUUACAGACCGAUACUCUUCCCUCUUGCCAUCUCUCCCAAACGAACCACAACUCGCCAGCCGCCGCCGAACUCGAUCUGCUCCUUCCCAAACAACCUCACCGCGAUGUCAUCGCCUCGCCAGUCGCCUCUGUAGUCUGUACCACCCGGAAAUCGAUCCUCACCGAAAUCGAACCUCACCGCUCGCCAGCCGCCGCCGAACUCGAUCUGCUCCUGCCCAAACAACCUCACCGCGACGUCAUCGCCUCACCGCCCAGCUCACCGCUCCUGUCUCCAGCAUCUCUAGCCAUCCCCCAACUCUCUCGCUGCUGGGCAAACUCACCGCGCCCAUCGCCUCCUCUAGCCUCCAGUUCAGCUCGCGUCUCCAGUCUCUUUAGCUACCGGAAAUCGAGCAUACCUCCUCAAAACUUCAAGCCAGGGAGCUGCAACUCAGCUAUAUGUGGCUCUGCAUCCGCAAGUGAAAGGGGUGUAAGGGGAAUUCUUCAAGGACAGCAACUUAUCCAAACAGGGAAAUCGAGCAUCAACUCGGGGCCCGUGUUGUGUUCAAAAAGAAUAGAUUGGGCUUGGAGAUUUUGUUUCCCCUUCCUUCGCCCCUUGGUCGUUUAG
Linum trigynum is the source of this 630-nucleotide messenger RNA. The record is from the annotation of a GenBank genome assembly. Lineage: Eukaryota; Viridiplantae; Streptophyta; Magnoliopsida; Malpighiales; Linaceae.